AUGGCCUUUGACCUGAAACUCGAGUGGCAGGGGCCCCUCCAGUUCGAGGCCCUCGUCCGCCGUGCUGCUGCUGUGGGUUUUGCUGCAGUAGCUGCCAACGUGUACAUACACCUGCCGCCUCCACGCAAGCAGCAGCAGCAGCAGCAGCAGCAGCCAGCAGCAGCAGCAGCAGCAAAUCUGGCCAAGGCCGUCAAGGAGGGGCUUCCUUUCCAGCACCCUCUCCGCGUCCCUUCCCCGCUGCCGCCGACUCGCCUACCAGCAGCAGCAGCAACAGCAACAGCAGCAGCAGCAGCAGCAGCAGCACCACUGCCAGCGACAGGAGCAGCAAAACAGCCGCUGUUGCAGUGGCUGCCCGACACUGCCCCCGCGCUAUACUCCCACGCAGCGCAGCCGCAGCCGCAGCAGCAGCAGCAGCAGGUCCCCGGGUGCGGCCGCGGGCCCCUCAGCAGCAAGCAGUGGGCAGACAUUUUCCCUUAUGCUGCAGCAGCAACAGCGGCUGUGCAGCAGCAGCACGCAGCAGCAGCAGCAGCAGCACCUUGUGAGCUGCUGCAGCUCCGCCGCGUGACAGUAGUGCUGGAGUGCACUGCUGCUGCUGCGAGCUUCAGCACCCUUUUCCCAAGAAAUCCCCCCUUCUACGCUGCAGCAGCAGCAGCAGCAGCAAACUCCCCAGCAGCAGCAGCAGCAGCAGCAGCAACACGGCAGGGCCCGUGCAUUGAGCUGCUGGCUGUGCAGCCCACAGAUGACGCGACGUGGCAGUUUGCCUGCAGCAGCUGCGAGUGCGACAUAAUAGCUAUCGACUUUUCUGCUGCUGCUGCUUCUGCUGCUGCUGCUGCUGCUGCUCCAGCAGCAGCAGCAACGCUGCCCUUCACCAUAAGGCGCAAACACGUGCUGCAAGCAGUGCGGCGCGGCAUUUUCUUUGAAGUAUCUCUUGCAGCCUUCCUGCAGCAGCAGCAGCAGCAGAAGGGAGCAGCAGCAGCAGCAACAGCAGCAGCAGCAGGGGGCAGCAGCAGCACGGACGCCCUCAAGAAUUUGCAGCGGCUGCUGCGGUUCGUGCCCUCGAGGCAGCUGCUGCUGUCCUCCGGUGCUGCAACGCCGCAGCAGCUGCUACCACCUGCUGCUGGUGUCGCUGCUGCUGCUGCACUGGGCAUCUGCAGCAGCAGCAAAGCCAACAUGAGCAGCAGAAGUGCAGCAGCAGCAAUUGGUCGAGGUGCUGCUUCCCACGCGCCUGGGGGAGCAGUGACACAGGGCUGGCCAGAAGCAGCGGCUACAGCAGCAGCAGCAGCAAACGGCUUUGCUGCUGCUGCUGCUGCUGCUAACAUGCCCCCAAUUGUAGUGCAGCAGCUGGAGGCUGUCCGGCAGCUGCUGCAGCAGCAACUCCAGUGUGCCUAA
Eimeria tenella is the source of this 1389-nucleotide messenger RNA. RefSeq lists its product as uncharacterized. Gene Ontology annotation, biological process: tRNA processing. Gene Ontology annotation, cellular component: nucleolar ribonuclease P complex. Gene Ontology annotation, molecular function: RNA binding. Bases 1 to 1389 code for a protein of 462 amino acids. The transcript has a single exon. The record is from RefSeq and is a predicted model, not a curated record. Lineage: Eukaryota; Apicomplexa; Conoidasida; Eucoccidiorida; Eimeriidae.